This is a messenger RNA of Schizophyllum commune H4-8, 1920 nucleotides long. RefSeq names its product DUF500-domain-containing protein. Gene Ontology annotation, molecular function: actin filament binding; phosphatidylinositol binding. Gene Ontology annotation, cellular component: actin cortical patch. The record is from RefSeq and is a predicted model, not a curated record. Gene Ontology annotation, biological process: actin cortical patch localization; actin filament bundle assembly. The transcript has 9 exons. NCBI's taxonomy places the organism in Eukaryota, Fungi, Basidiomycota, Agaricomycetes, Agaricales, Schizophyllaceae. Bases 12 to 1673 code for a protein of 553 amino acids.
CUCGAACACUCAUGAAGUUCAAUUCUCCUAUACCUCAGUCUCUCCCUAAAGAAUGCGCAAAGGCAGCGAAGAUAUUCCAGUCGUUCGUGGACAGCGCGAAUAAUGGCCUCGACGGUAUCAUACCCAGAGAGAUCAUCGAGCAUGCGAAGGGCUUCGCAAUAUUUAGUGUCUUCAAAGCAGGCUUCCUGUUCUCAGCGCGAGCAGGGAGUGGCGUGGUGAUCGCGCGCCUCGACAAUGGCAGCUGGUCCGCACCUAGCGCGAUCGGUACCGCAGGAGUCGGCUUCGGCAGCCAGGCAGGCGCUGAAGUCACUGAUUUCCUAAUCGUCCUCAAUACACGCUCGGCUAUCAAAUCGUUCAUGGCCGCGGGCUCUCUCACGCUCGGUGGCAACAUGAGCAUCGCGCUCGGUCCGCUCGGACGCAACGGCGAAGCACUUGGCUCUCUCAACACGAAGGGCAAGAUGGCAGCAAUGUACUCCUACUCCAAGACCCGCGGCCUCUUCGGUGGCCUCUCCCUCGAGGGCUCUGUCAUCGUCGACCGCGAGGACGCGAACUACCAGGCCUACGGCACCUCCGUCUCCGCCAAGCAGCUCCUCUCCGGCGCGAUUGAGCCCCCCGCGUGGGCGCGGCCGCUCAUCCAGACGCUCGAGGCGCGCACGGGGCUCCCGGGCAACCGGCCCUGGGUGCACGACCGCAGCGUGAGCGACUUCGGCACGGGGACGGGGUACGCGUUCGGCGGGUUGGGGAGCGGGGGGAAUACGCCGAGCACGCCGGCGCAGCUGAAGAAGAAGAGGAAGGAUGGGGGGAAGAUCCAGUUCCCGCCGGAGAGCUGGAAUGAAACCGCGGACGACUACUUUGGGUCGACGAGUUCUCCGUCAGGGAGCACCGGGAGCGCGACCAGAGGGGACUUCGCGAACGGGAACGGCGCGGGGAUCUACAGCAACGGAACGGGUAUGAAGACCUCGCAGUCGAUGCCAGUGUCGCGACGCUACGACGACACGGCGACAAACGCCACCGCGUCCUUCGGCACCAAGUUCGAGAGCGACUUUGUUCCCGAGGACGAGGGCAGGCGGCAUCCGCAUCUCACGAAUAAGCCCGCGUCUAAUGAUCUGUACGGGAAUGCGCCGAACGACUUGUUUGGCGACUACUCGCCCCCGCCGUCGCCGCCGAUCGCGCUCAACGGAGGUGCCUUCGGGUCGGAUAGCGGUUAUGGAGGAUCGACUGGGAACGGCUACGGCUCCUCCAACCAAGCGCACUUCCGCUCCAAGUCGUCGCCGAACCCAUUCGCACGGAAGGAGGAAUCGUUCGACGACCUAUCCGACUUUGCGCCGCAAUCUUCGGCGUGGACCGGGCCCAAUACUUCUUCCGCCUCUGCCUGGAACACGGGCUCUGCAGCAGGGCGCAAUACCGGCUCCGCGGGAGGGCGCAGUACAACAUCUCCGAAGCCACACAUCGCACCCAAGCCCGAGCUGACGCGCCCGUUGGGGCCGGGCGAGGGAGUUGCGCGCGCGAUCGCGCUGUAUAACUUCGAUGCGGUGGAGCCCGGCGACCUGUCCUUCGCCAAGGGCGACGUGAUCACGGUGACGAAGAAGAGCCAGAGUACGGACGAUUGGUGGCGAGGCAAGGCGAACGGCAAAGAGGGCAACUUCCCCGCCAACUUCGUCGAGGUUGUAUAACAUUGUACAUCCACUGGACGGCCUAUUCAUCCUAGACCUACCCACAUGCACAUGGACGGACUCCUACCAUCCCACUCACAAAACAUCGCUAAACCCACAUAUUUAAUGGACUUCUAGGCGGAGGAUCCUCCUCCAGGGGCGCACCCAGCCUCGGACGCGCCCGUGUAUGUAUCUGACUGCUUGUAUAAUGUAUCGGUCUUGUAGUAUAUGCCGCUUGCUUGGUAUAGAUCUAGUUGUUUUGCUUUCA